Priapulus caudatus is the source of this 2184-nucleotide messenger RNA. Its product is annotated as tubulin beta chain-like. Gene Ontology annotation, biological process: mitotic cell cycle; microtubule cytoskeleton organization. The coding region runs from base 173 to 1525 and encodes 450 amino acids. NCBI's taxonomy places the organism in Eukaryota, Metazoa, Priapulida, Priapulimorpha, Priapulimorphida, Priapulidae. The transcript has 6 exons. Gene Ontology annotation, cellular component: microtubule; cytoplasm. The record is from RefSeq and is a predicted model, not a curated record. Gene Ontology annotation, molecular function: GTPase activity; structural constituent of cytoskeleton; GTP binding.
GCGUUGCUACUACGUCUGCCACUCCCACCGCUGAGUUUUCGUCAGUUUAUAUAUAACCAGGCCCCCGUGACUCCUGUCGCAGCGCUGCCUUGGCGUAUCGUGAAGAUAUCUGAUCGAUUCAGAUCAUUAUUUCUUGUGCUUUGUCUAUCUCGACUCGUUGCAAGGUGCAAAAAUGAGAGAAAUCGUGCACAUUCAAGCCGGACAGUGUGGCAACCAGAUUGGAGCCAAGUUCUGGGAAGUAAUAUCAGAUGAACAUGGCAUUGACCCAACAGGAAAUUACAUUGGGGACUCUGACCUUCAGCUUGAAAGGAUAAAUGUAUACUAUAAUGAAGCACAAGGAGGCAAGUAUGUGCCUAGAGCGAUCCUUGUUGACCUGGAACCAGGAACCAUGGACUCUGUGCGUUCUGGACCCUUCGGAUCUCUUUUCCGGCCAGACAACUUUGUAUUUGGUCAAAGUGGAGCGGGAAACAACUGGGCCAAAGGUCACUACACUGAAGGUGCAGAGUUAGUCGAUGCUGUGCUGGAUGUGAUCCGGAAGGAGGCAGAGGGCUGUGACUGUCUGCAAGGGUUCCAGAUGACGCACUCUCUCGGUGGAGGAACGGGCUCCGGCAUGGGAACUCUCCUUAUCUCCAAGAUCAGAGAGGAGUAUCCCGACAGAAUCAUGAACACAUUCUCUGUUGUCCCCUCACCAAAGGUAUCCGACACGGUUGUGGAGCCGUACAAUGCUACCCUGUCCGUACACCAGCUCGUCGAAAACACGGACGAGACGUUCUGCAUCGACAAUGAAGCGCUCUACGAUAUCUGCUUCCGCACGCUCAAGCUGACGACGCCCACCUACGGCGACCUCAACCACCUCGUCUCCGUCACCAUGUCCGGCGUCACCACCUGCCUGCGAUUCCCGGGACAGCUGAACGCCGACCUUCGCAAACUCGCCGUCAACAUGGUGCCCUUCCCCCGCCUGCACUUCUUCAUGCCCGGGUUCGCGCCACUGACCAGCCGAGGCAGCCAGCAGUACAGAGCGCUGUCCGUUCCCGAGCUCACCCAGCAGAUGUUCGACGCGAAGAACAUGAUGGCCGCCUGCGAUCCGCGCCACGGCCGCUACCUGACGGUCGCGGCGAUCUUCCGCGGACGCAUGUCGAUGAAGGAGGUCGACGAGCAGAUGCUGAACGUGCAGAACAAGAACAGCAGCUACUUCGUUGAGUGGAUCCCGAACAACGUGAAGACCGCCGUCUGCGAUAUUCCGCCGCGCGGACUCAAGAUGGCCGCCACCUUCAUCGGCAACUCCACCGCCAUCCAGGAGCUAUUCAAGCGCAUCUCUGAGCAGUUCACCGCCAUGUUCCGCCGCAAGGCUUUCCUCCACUGGUACACCGGCGAGGGCAUGGAUGAGAUGGAGUUCACCGAGGCAGAGUCUAACAUGAACGACCUCGUGUCUGAAUAUCAGCAGUAUCAGGACGCGUCGGCCGAGGAUGAAGAAGGAGAGUUUGAAGAAGACGAGGAUAGAGUGUCGGAACCGGAGGCAGAAUAGUAGGAAUGCUGUUGUGCUAAACAUACUUCAUAGCUGCAGCUCCCUUGCAAAAACUCCCUAUUUUAAUAUUGCACGAAGAAACUAGUUGGUUCAUUAUUAUAUAAGGGAUAAGAGUUGUAGCCUUCUACUGCCGAUAGUGUGUGGGGAAACAGCAGACUAUACUGUAUGUAAAUCGAUACCAGGGAUAAAUUAAUGUUUACUUAAAGCACUUGUGCAUUGCUGAAAUGUUUUACGAUACCGUUGUAUUGAUGAGAUAGUCAUGGCUUUAAGAUGGUCGUGUCUUCUUUCUACAGUUUUGUGUCUGUAGCUCACGCCUCAAGAAAUGUAUGUAGACAAAACUGCACUCUCUAGUAGCAGCAUUAUGGUGCCUAAAUGCUACUUAAGCAAUGACAGUGUUCUUGUAUUCUGUCAGAGAUUAUUAUUAAUGUUUCGUUUUUGUGAAAUUUCUGUGAUAUCACAUUAGAAACCCAUCUUUGUUUUAUGCUCCUAUCAUGGGUUUAGUAAAAAAACAAGAAAAACCGCAUAAGCAAAGCUGUAAUGCCAAUUGUAUAAUUUAUAUAUAAUGCCAGGGUUGUCACUGAUAAACAAAAUUCUCUUUUUGUCAUUCAAGUAAAAAUAUAAUUGAUUGGAAAAUAAAAAGACAGACUACAAGUUAAUGA